Molecule: messenger RNA, 1641 nt
Organism: Fragaria vesca subsp. vesca
Lineage: Eukaryota; Viridiplantae; Streptophyta; Magnoliopsida; Rosales; Rosaceae
Product: probable receptor-like protein kinase At5g20050-like
Exons: 1
Coding region: 68-1450 (460 amino acids)
Biological process (GO): protein phosphorylation
Molecular function (GO): protein kinase activity; ATP binding
Source: RefSeq, a predicted model, not a curated record
ACUCUCUCUCUCUCUCUCUCUCUCUGUCAAUCUCUCUUAACCUGAAACCAGAAUAUGCAACUUUGAUAUGAUGGAGGACAAGAAAGCCAACAUAAUAGCUGCUUCAUCAGUGAUCAUCCUCAUCAUCUUCAUCAUCGUUGCUCGCGUGUCUCUCAAGCUUUCUAGUACUUUCUAUCUCAUUUGUGGUGCAGGAGUUGCUGUGAUCAUUGCUGUGUUUGUAUGGCUCCUAAUCCGACAUCACUACAAUUACAGGCGAAAACAGAUGGAAUCUCAGUACAAAACCGAAGGCCGUGAGCUGAGGAUAGAGUACAGCUUUCUAAGAAAAGUAGCUGGAGUUCCUACAAAGUUUAGGUACAAUGAGCUAGAGGAAGCUACAGACAACUUCAGGGCAUUGCUUGGCCAAGGGGCUUCUGCUAAAGUGUUCAAAGGGAUUCUCAGUGAUGGCACUCCUGUUGCAGUGAAAAGGCUUGAUGUGGAGGAGCGCGGCGAUAGGGAAUUCAAGUCAGAAGUGUCUGCAAUAGCUAGUCUACAACAUGUGAAUCUUGUGAGGCUUGUUGGAUAUUGCUGUGUUAAUCCUGCAGGACCUCGGUUCCUUGUGUAUGACUUCAUCUCAAAUGGGUCAUUGGAUGGUUGGAUUUUUAAUAAAAAGGUAAGGCCUAAUUACCGAGGAGGGUGCUUGUCUUGGGAUUUAAGGUGCAGAGUUGCUAUUGAUGUUGCCAAGGCACUUUCUUAUCUGCAUCAUGAUUGCAGGAAAAGGGUUUUGCACCUUGAUGUUAAGCCGGAAAAUAUUCUCUUGGAUGAGAAUUUCCGAGCAAUUGUGGCGGAUUUUGGUUUAUCAAAACUAAUGGGAAGAGAUGAGAGUAAUGUCAUGACAACAAUAAGGGGCACUAGAGGGUACUUAGCUCCUGAAUGGCUUUUGGAGCAUGGAAUUUCAGAGAAAUCGGAUACUUAUAGCUAUGGAAUGGUGCUUCUUGAGAUGAUUGGAGGCAGAAGAAAUGUGAGCUUUAUCGAAAAGGGUACUCAUAACAGGUCUCGUAAGAAAUGGCAAUACUUCCCCAAAACUGUGAAUGAGAAAAUGAGAGAAGGUAAGCUCAUGGAGAUUGUUGAUCAGAGACUAUUAGAUGGUGGAGGCAUUGAUGAAAGGGAAUUGAAAAGGCUUGUUCAUGUAGCCAUUUGGUGCAUACAAGAGCGGGCUAGUCUUAGGCCUUCAAUGUCUCAUGUGGUUGAAAUGCUUGAAACGGGUUUAGAUGUGGAGCAGCCUCCAGAUACCCAAAUGACCAUUGUAGAUUUCUUGACACUUGAUGAAGAAGAAUCACAGUCACAAAUCAAUGGUCAUCACAGGCCAGACAUUGUUGCCGCCUUGGCAGCUCAGCAAGUAGAUAGCAAUAAUGAAAACUUAUCCUCAGCACACUCAUAUGCAACUGCAAUGUCUGAUAUAACACCAAGAUAGUUCAACUCCAUUAUGGCCUUCUUGCUCAAAGAUCUGUUCUUUUAGGCACAUACCAAUUUUUUUCCUCCUUUGGUAAAUUUCUGCAGCUUGUAACAUAUAUCAGAUUUUUUCCUGUAUGCCCAGAAAUUGAUGUUCUAUCUCUGAAUUAAAUGUAUGAUCAUAGAAUAUGAUUAGUCUUAGGCUUUGCUUCU